AAGAAGGUUGAAUUCACUAUUGAUUGCUCUGAGCCUAUGAAGGAUCACGUUAUGGACAUGCCCUCUUUUGAGAAGUUUUUGGCGGAGCACAUUAAGGUGAACAACAAGACGAACAACCUGGGAGAUCUGAUUUCUGUAUCUAGCGCUGAUACCAAGCUGACUGUUGCUGUGUCUUGUCCUAUGGCCAAGAGAUAUUUAAAGUACCUUACCAAGAACUGCGUGAUUAUCUCCGUGUGA
Messenger RNA from Blastocystis hominis, 237 nucleotides. RefSeq lists its product as hypothetical. The coding region runs from base 37 to 237 and encodes 66 amino acids. NCBI's taxonomy places the organism in Eukaryota, Bigyra, Opalinata, Blastocystidae. Gene Ontology annotation, biological process: cytoplasmic translation. The record is from RefSeq and is a predicted model, not a curated record. Gene Ontology annotation, molecular function: RNA binding; structural constituent of ribosome. Gene Ontology annotation, cellular component: ribosome. The transcript is spliced from 4 exons.